Molecule: messenger RNA, 3358 nt
Organism: Bicyclus anynana (squinting bush brown)
Lineage: Eukaryota; Metazoa; Arthropoda; Insecta; Lepidoptera; Nymphalidae
Gene: Wdr24
Product: GATOR complex protein WDR24
Biological process (GO): positive regulation of TOR signaling
Molecular function (GO): protein binding
Source: RefSeq, a predicted model, not a curated record
GAUGUGUCACUGUCAAGCAGUCAAGUGUCACAUCAAAAAUAUUAUUGUGAUUUGUGAUUGUAAAUUUGUAAUGUGUGGAUCGUCUUUAAUGCACUGCAAGUUGUAAAUAAAUGUUAAUAUAAUAAUUUAUAGCACAAUUAGAUAAUUAUUGUAUUAUCAAUCUUGCUUGUUGGAAGUUGGAAUUUGCUACCACUCGACGUUACAAUGAACAGACGCGGAAACAAUGCAACCCGAAUAUAAAUAAUCGUUUAAAAGAGUAAUAAAUAAAAAUUGAAUAAAAUGAUACCGUCCAACACUAUCUGCGUGUCCCAGGAAGGACCUGCAAAUGCUUUGGCUUUGAAUAAGGACUGCUCACAAGUUGUGAUCGCCGGCAGAAAUGUAUUCAAAGUGUUCUCGAUCGGUGAUGAUGAAUUCUCGGAGGUUUGCAACUUGCGAGUGGGAAAAAAUUUGAAUUUAAACUUUUCGUCGAUUGAUGUUGCUUGGAGUACCAUUGAAGAAAACACACUAGCUACAGCAGCCACCAAUGGGGCAGUGGUGGUGUGGAACCUCGGCCGCUCGGGACGCUCCAAGCAGGAGCAUGUGUUCUCCGAUCACAAGAGAACUGUUAAUAAGGUCAGUUUCCACUUGACUGAGCCAGCGCUGCUCAUCUCUGGGUCUCAGGAUGGGAUGAUGAAAUGCUUUGAUCUUCGUAUGAAAGAAGUUGCAAGAACUUUUAUCAGCAACACGGAGUCGAUCCGCGACGUGCAGUUCAGCCCGCACCAGGCGCACGUGUUCGCAGCCGUGUCGGAGAAUGGCACUGUUCAGCUGUGGGACGCGCGGCGCCACGAGCGCGCACUGCACCAGUUCACGGCGCACUCGGGGCCUGUGUUCGCCUGCGACUGGCACCCCGACGUGCCCUGGCUGGCCACGGCUUCCAGGGAUAAGACUAUUAAGGUGUGGGACAUCCACGCGAGACCCAACUUAGAGCACACCAUUUACACGAUAGCGUCCGUCGGCCACGUGAAGUGGCGCCCGCAGAAGAGGUUCCAGGUGGCGUCGUGCGCGCUGGUGCUGGACUGCGCCGUGCACGUGUGGGACGUGCGGCGGCCGCACGUGCCGCUCGCCACCUUCGCCGAGCACCGCGACGUCACCACCGCCAUCGCGUGGCAGGCGUCGCCGCACACCUUCCUGUCCACCAGCCGGGACUGCAGCCUGUACCGGCACAAGUUCAACGAGGCGGCGCACCCGGUGCUGUGGGCCAACCCGCAGAGCGUGUGCGUGUCGGCGCGCGGCGAGCUGGCGCACGCCGUGCCCGAGUGCCCGCUGCCGCCGCACACGCCGCAGCCCGCCGAGCGGCACGUGCCGGGCCUGGGCCGCAAGCAGCCCACGGCGGGGUCACUGAGCGCGGCGGCGCAGGCGGCGCUGGAGCAGGCGUUCUCGGGCGGCGCGGCGUCGGCGCUGGCGCGGCACACGCCCGCCUCGCCCGCCGGCGCCGUGCUGGCGUGCGCGAGGCUGUACCGCAUCCGGGGGCAGCCGCCGCACGUGCUCGCCGAGCACAACGCCAAGGUCGCGCGCGACCAGCAGCGGUACAUGGUGAGCCACGUGUGGGAGGUGGUCCGCAGCGUGUACAGCGCCCGCGCCGUGCGCAGCGCGCCCGCGCCGCCGCCGCCGCGCGCACCGCCGCCCCGCGCCGACCCCGCGCCGCCGCUGCCGCCUUACAGCGCCGUGGAGGAGGAGCCGAUGGAGGAGGUGGAGGAGUGGGAGAACCGCUUCCACAAGAACAGCGGCGUGCUGGGGCUGCCCACGCACAGCAUAUACAUCCCGCCCGCCAAGUUCGCCAAGCGCGACGACGACAAGGGCGGCUGGGUGUCGGCCGCGUCGGCGCACUACGUGGACGUGGAGGCGGCGGACUGGACGCUGCCCGACGAGGCCUUCCCGCUGCGCGCGCCGCCCGCGCCGCUGGCGCCGCUCGCCGCGCCGCACGCGCUCGCGCUCGACCACGAGCUGGAGGGGGCCGACGCGUCGGCAGCGCGCACCGCCGCGCCGCAGGCGGGCGCGUCGUCCCCGGGCGGCUCGUCGGGCUCGGGCUCCGGCUCGCACCCGCUGUCGCCCACGCUGAGGCGCUCCGGCAGCCAGCACUGCAGCAGCUCGGUGGAAGGAGAAAGCGCGGAAGCCAUGGAGGCGGGCGAGGGCGGCGCGCUGUGCGUGCGCGAGGGCGCGGCGCGCGGCGCGCGGGCGGCGCUGGACGCGGCGCCGCUGCUGGCCGCCGCGCUGCGCAGCCACGCCGACCUGGGCGACGUGCAGACGGCCGCCGUGGUGUUCCUCGUGCUGCAGGACCACCGGAGCGACCUGUUCCCCUACAUCGACGAGAGUCUGCAGGAGCAGUGGCUGUUGGGCUACAUCGAGCUGCUGCAGCGACACAAGCUGUGGAACGUGGCCACUGAGGUGAUUCGCUGCGCGUGGCUCAGCAGCGUGUGGACGCUGUCGCAGCAGUCCACCACGGUGACGGCGUGCUGCGGACGCUGCGGCCGCCGCACGCGCCCGCGCGCCGCCUGACGCCUGCAGCCCGCGCGCGCCGCCCGACCUCUGCGCCGUCUGCCACCAGGCGGUGCGCGGGCUGUACGCGUGGUGCCAGGGCUGCGCGCACGGCGGGCACCUGCACCACAUGCGCGCGUGGGCCGAGCGCCACCACCUGUGCCCCGCGGGCUGCGGACACGCGUGCCAGCUCGGCUGAUGACGUCACGCGCACCUCACGACUGGAUCACUCGACUCCACCCGACUCCGCUGACACCCGCCCCAGGGGGCGUUGAGAAAUGACAGAUGACAUUCGUUAAAAAGUUACAAUUUCACGCAGAUGACAGAAUUCGAUGGCUAUAUUAUUGAGUUGAAUUUAACCCUUAUCUGUAGUGGUGAAAAAAAAUCACACUUGCAUAAUCAAUACUCACCUUUGAAGUAGAGAGUGAAGCAUGUCCAUUCUUCUCGAAAUACUUUGGCGUAUUUUUCGAAGAUACCUAGAAAUGGAGGCCAUGAGGUUUUUACACACGUGGUUAAAAAAUUCAACAUGGGUCAAGUUGACCCACGACUAUAGUUAAGGGUUAAAUAGGGUCAAGAUAUGUGUUAUCAUUAAUAUCUAGUCUUUCGGACGGUUCUACGCUCUAUAAUUUAUUCUAGAAAUGUACAUUACAAAAUAUAUAGAGCUAAUAGUUUCUGACACUUUGUGAUCAGCGAGAGUGGUGUUCGCUUGUAUGUAUAUGUAUAUGUAUAUAGACUUCUAUGAAUGUAAGUGUAACUUUAAUAUUAUACUAAUUUAUGACUGAAAAACUAUAUUGUCGAAUCACAACCAAUAUUUAUUGUAAAUAAAACAAUUUGUAUACAAUUA